AUGCAACAGUUCAAGAGAGAAAGUCCACAGAGAAUGGUGCACAAGGACAAGAGCAGGACAACAAAGCAUGAGAACGACCGUGUCCCUCCUCCGCCUCUGACACAUAGACAAGAGUCUUUCAGCCCAGAUCUCCACCCUGAGUCCCUGGACAGCGAUGAAGCUCUGGCCCUGCGGCUGCAGCAGGAACUGGACAGGGAGGCCGCAGAGGCCCAGACAGUGGACCUGGAGGACGAAGGCCUCUUCUUCUGUCAGAUCUGCCACAGAGAUCUGUCACAUAUGACACCUGAGGGGCGAACACAGCAUCUCAACAGGUGUUUGGAUGAAGGUGCCCCAGCCCCCCCUCCUCUGCCUCCUGGUGUGCCCGACUGUCCCAUCUGUGGCAAGAAGUUCAAGUCACAGAAGAGUCGCUUAGCCCACCUGAAGCGCUGUUCCACAGAUAUGGGUGUCGCUCCGUCUGUGCUGCUGCAGGCUCUGCAGAGACAGACUGAGGAGACCCACAAUGUCCCCACUGCUAACACACUCACACAGACUGGUGGCACUAAAAGAAAAUGCCCAUCCAAGCCGGGCCUACCAGUGAGGAAGAAGCCCAGGAAGAAGACUGCACCCCUGGACGAAGACACCAUGGUGGCCUUGGCUCUGUCCUCCUCCCUGUUGGAACAGGAGCAGCAGAGCAAAAGGGAGUCAGAGAGGCACUCACAAACAAAUACGGCUGCUUCUCACAUCUCCAUGAAUUCAGCGUUGAAGGGGAAGCCUGACACGGGUAAGCAGCGUGGAAAGAGGAAAAAGGGUGGCAUCCCUCGUCCUCCUCCGCUCCUCCUUGUUCAGGAUGCUGAGGUGGCUCUGGCGAGACUGCAGGAACGCGUUUCUGCUCUCCUCCUACACAGUCGGCCCCCCUCUCCCCCCACCCCGACCCGCUGCCCCAGCUGUCUGCCCGGCUGGAGCGGUGCUGCCCCCCUCUGGCAAAAGAGCACACUACAGGACCAAGCCUCCACCUGUCUGUCUGAUUUCUACACUCCAGAGCUCAGAGAGUUCAUUACGCCUUGGGAAUCAGCAACGACGGAGGCAGCCACGUCCAACACCAUCAACAAGCCUGCGUCUUCUGUCCAACCUGUGAGUGAAGGAACUCCUGUCCCAGUGACCAGGGCCUCCAUGAUGCCCUCCUCCUCUCAGACGGCCCCCUCCACCCCAGGGACCGGGCAGCUCCUGAUGGACCUGAUGGAGCUGGCUGAAGACAGUGUGACCCUCACCCAGUAUGGUCACAUUGCUUCGGACCCUGACAAAGAUGAGCAUGCCCGUCAGAUCACAAACAUUCGUCUGAGCGGCUUCGUGGGGGAGGAGUCGGAGGAGCAGGCUGACCUGCCAGAGACGACACAUUUAGAGGCCGCUCGCAGCCGAGCGACGAGGACGCUGGAUCAGCCGGUGGCAGACAAAGAGCGAAGCAGCCUCCGAUCAGUGGCACUAACCAGACUGGCAGUAGAGCUGAGCAGCAUGGUGAACAACGCUCAGCUCAGUGACCUGCAGCUCCAGGUGGACAGUGGAGAGAUCUACUUUGCUCAUUCCUUCAUGGUGUAUGCUCGAUGCCCCCUGCUGGCAGAAAUGGUUCAUGAAAGUGGUUUUGGGGUGCAGGAGGCCGGCGCGCCUGCAGCCCAGAGGGUGCUGAUGAAUGACGUCCCGGGACAGGCGGUGUUUGCUUUACUGCAGUAUCUCUACACAGCUCGCUGCUCCAUCCCCGAAUCACUUCGGCCUCAUGUACUGGAGCUCGCCUCCAGGUUUUACUUACAGGAGCUACAACAGCUUUGCCGGGACGAUGCAGCGACUCGGGGAGACGCGGAUGAUCACACGAACCAGGAGGAGAACAUGGACAAGCAAACACAGCAGGCCCUCACGGAGCUGCUUCGCUCCAUGUGGGACGAAGAGGACGAAGACGGUGAGGGCGCGGAUACCAAUGGAGGAAGGGACGAAGAGGCAGAAUUGGAAGGGGAUCACCAAACCGAUGGCCUCGCAUCAGGUGACGGGGAGAUCCGCGAGGAGAAAGUGAACGAGGAAGAGCUGGAGGAGAUCUAUGAGUUUGCCGCCACGCAGAGAAAGAGAGAGGAGGAGGAGGAGGAAGACAGCAAGGAGGAGGAGGAGGAGAAGGUAGACAGGGAUGAAGAAGUGUUCACCAAUCCCAAAAGAAGCUCAACAGGCUUCAGUGGAAAAAACCUGCAGUCGGACCCCGGCCUGGACCCCAGCUACACUCGCCUCUUCUCCGACUCCUGGGGGGUCUAUGAGGAAGAAGAUCCUUCCUCUUUACCUUCAACUUCCCGGCCGGUGAAGACACACACCCCUCAAUUCCAAAACCACCAGUCCCCUGAUGAACGCGCUUAUAAACCUUCGGGCAGAACUUUGCUUCAUUCCUCAGCGAGCGUAGUUGACGAGCUUUCUCUCAGCCCUCCACCCAGUCCAUCCAACCUACCUCUCCCGGGUCAGUCCCCUGGUCCGAUGGGUGACUGGGGCGGCGGUGGAGACAAGGGAACAGAUGGUCUGGCUUUGAAGCGAGACAGCCAAGGACCUCGACAUACUUGUGUCCCUCUUUCUCCCGAAUCGCCUCGGGAAAAGAAGGAACCCGAGCUCAUAGUUUUGUCCGACUCAAGCGACGAGGUAGUUCCUCGUUCUCGCAGUCCUUCGCCACAUUCCCUUUCUCGUGCCGUCCAGAAACGGCAGAGCUACACCCAGGUCAAACCUCAGCCAAUCCCCAAACCUACUGAACCCACUCUGGAGAAUAAACAGUCCAGUAGCUCCGAGUUGAGUCCUUAUGAUCCAUCUGCAGUGCCGGUUCACAGUCCUCAGGGUCCCUGGUGUGAGCAGGAUCCAGCAGACUGUUCUCCAGAAGUGUCCUGGCUGAUCCCCUCCACACCGCUCCAGCCCGCAAGAAGCACCAUGACAACCAGCUCUACUCAGACUAAAAGCAGCAUGUGCAGGACACAGCUGUUCCCUAAAGGGGGCACAUCCUCACCGUCGCACUCUGUUUUCUCUUCUCCUGCUUUACCGUUGAACAACAGACUGCAGACAUCCAACUGUCCAGCCAGAGUUCCUGCAGAGGACAGUGUCCCCGAGUUAAAGCUGGACAAGACCAGUAGCUCCAGCUUGGAUCGCAACUUUUGUUCUAAAAGAACAAGUAGUUGUGAUGUCCAGAGUAGAGGGAGAGGAGUUUCUGCUUUCCCCCCGUGCCAACCUAACGUCACAAAGAAGGAUACACCUGUCCACAUCCAGCCCCGUCCUUACAGCAGCACUCCUCUGCACACAGAGCUCCACAAGGCUCCCGUUCUUUCUGCCACCUCCCCGCUCCACAAGAACCUCUAUAAGAGCUGGACAAGUCCAGGAAGGGAUGGGGCGCCAUCUGAAAGCCCAGAGAAGACCGAGUUCGGGAGCUUUUAUCUUUCCCCCAUGUCUGACCCUUCAGAUCCACCCUCGUCUUCUUCUCACAAAGGUCUUCAAAGUUCACAGAGGCUCAGCGUGUCCUCCAGUCACAGCCGCCGCUCGGUUGAGUCCAGCAGUCACAACAACUCAGGGCCUGAGCUCAAGAGAAGGGCACUGAGAAAUGAGAAAGUAGGAGAGAUUGAGUGUGAAAAUAAAGACAUGGGUGAUGAAGGAGGGAAGGAUAAAGGGGAAGUUGCUGAAUCCAGUUUCCAGCAAAGCUUCAUGGCCAUGGACGAGCCUCCCAUAGCUUUCAACGACUCGUGGGGUUUCGACGGCUGUGUAGACAUGGCGGCAAACCCAGGUUGCUUCAGCCUGAGGCUGGAGGACAGCGGCGCGUCCAGCCAGCACGGCGAGCGCAGCCUGGGACACGGAGAUCCUGCCGGGUCAUCCUCCUCUACCGGUCGCCAACCUUCCCCAUCCCGUCCCAGUGUCCGUUUAUUGAACAGCCAUGGCGCUGUUGCGGCCUCCUCUCCAUCCAAAGGCCACAGUAGAACACCCCCCACCAGUGUACAGGCUCUUACGACCCCCUCUUUCCCCCCUCCACCACCUGACCCCCCCACCCACACCACACCAGAGAGGAUCCACAGCCUCCUGGAUUCCAAAAUAUGGGACAGCUGGGAGGAAGAAGAGGAGGAGGAGGCUCUUCCUCUCACUCAGAGGAUGAACCCUGCCACCCAGCUCAAAACACCAGAAUCAUCACACGAUAAAAGGCGUCGUACCUUGGUGGCCAUCACCCCGCUGCCCCACUACUCUGACAUGGACACACCGGAGCUCAAGAACAAGCUCACCAGGUUUGGUGUUCGGCCUUUACCAAAGCGCCAGAUGAUCCUCAAACUGAAGGAGAUUCACCAGUACACACACCAGCUGGUCAGCUCUGACUCUGAUGGCGAGGCACCCCCGGCGGCCCGUACAGAUCGGACGAAGCAACCGCACACCGGUUCAGAGGUUCCUGGCAACAGGCCGGCCUCCUGCGACCAGAGAGUGACUUUUAAAGAGCCCAGAGCGCCCGCUGCCGUCUCCCCUCUGAAAGCCCACAGAGAGGAGGAGGCAGAGCUGCUGUCGGCCUCGCAGGGCUCCACCACCUCUUCGACUGCUGCCAGUGAAGAAUCUGAAAGGUCCAACCCAGAGCUGUGCCUCUCCUCCGACUCAGACAGUGAUGGCGGCAUCUCUGCCUCCCAGGCAGUGAACCGCCUCCAGGAUCGACUCCGGGCGGUGCGCUCCUUCAUCCUGUCUGACUCCCAGCUGUACAGUCAGAUCCUCGAGUACCAGCCGCUGGUCUUGUCCCAGCUCCAGGAGCGACUCAAAGCAGCAGGGAUCCGCCUGGGUGCCGCCAAGCUGGUGGACUACCUGGACUCUCAGUGCAUCACCUUCACCACAGCCAAACCUGGCCAAUCGGCACCCAGCCGCCGACGGGGCAAGAGGACAGCCAAGGGGGCAAAAGCAGCAGGGGACAAAGGAGUGGGCCGGAAAAGAGUUGUUACAGCCAUGAUUUAAAAGAAAAGGUCUACGUAAAAACUGGGAUGAAAGGCGGCAGGUUUUUGGCAGAAGAGGCCGGAAGAACAUUUGUGGUUGUUCUUGGACAGCUGGCACUCGAGUGGACUUUAGAACAUUUUGAACCACGUAUAAUACAAAUGUUUCUUCAGGACAGGUUUUGUAAUUUUACUGUUUUAAAUGUUGCGUUAUAGCCUUCUGUGAAAAUAAAAAAAAGGUACAUGUUG
Etheostoma cragini (Arkansas darter) is the source of this 5177-nucleotide messenger RNA. RefSeq names its product SLX4 structure-specific endonuclease subunit homolog (S. cerevisiae) (gene slx4). The coding region runs from base 1 to 4953 and encodes 1650 amino acids. Gene Ontology annotation, biological process: resolution of meiotic recombination intermediates; meiotic DNA double-strand break processing; DNA replication. NCBI's taxonomy places the organism in Eukaryota, Metazoa, Chordata, Actinopteri, Perciformes, Percidae. Gene Ontology annotation, cellular component: nucleus; Slx1-Slx4 complex. Gene Ontology annotation, molecular function: enzyme binding. The record is from RefSeq and is a predicted model, not a curated record. The transcript has 13 exons.